Molecule: messenger RNA, 538 nt
Organism: Aspergillus candidus
Lineage: Eukaryota; Fungi; Ascomycota; Eurotiomycetes; Eurotiales; Aspergillaceae
Exons: 3
Coding region: 63-470 (135 amino acids)
Source: RefSeq, a predicted model, not a curated record
CGCAACCCCAAAGCCAAACUAGAGUCAAACACCCCAUCCCAACACGUUAAUCAAACACAAUCAUGAAAAUCCAGCUCCCCACCAUUGUCGGACUUCUCCUCCCUCUCACCGUGCUGGCCGCUCCCGCUACGGAGGCAGACGAGCAGGUCGACAUCCCGGUGGCGAUUGAGGACGACGCGCGCCACGUCUCCGAGGCUUUCGGUCUGGGGAAGCGGGCAAAUCGUUCCUGCAAGAUCGUGAACACCGAAUCGGAAUAUGUCAAGUGCCGGAGUGGGCCUGGCUUCAGCCAUGAUAUCCAGGCGGUGGUCUACCCUGCUAAACGGUACAAAUUUACAUGUUACAAGUCUGGGGAUUGCUAUGAGAACAACUGCACUUGGGAUGCGGUCAAGAUGAGCAAUGGCAAGUAUUGCUAUGUCAAUGGCUAUUACACUGAUGAUAAGUGCACGGCUGCGGCCCUCGGCGAGUGUUGAUGAUGUAGCUGAUCCCAUCACGGGGGAUGGCAGCCAUGGUAGAAUAUGAGGGUAGUGGUGGUUGUGGC